UUGAAGAGAGCUGAAGGAAGAAACAUGGUCUUCCAUAAGCUUCUCCUGAGAGUUGUGGUGAUUGGGGCAUUUCUGGGUCGAUACCACAAUCACAUGACAGAAGCUGUUGAUUCAAUGACGAAGCCUGAAUGUCGAAGUACUUGCGGAAACCUCUCUAUUCCAUACCCCUUCGGAUCAGCCGACAGUGAUCCCCAUUGCCGCAUCGAUCCUCCCUCAUUUAGAGUCGUCUGUGAUAACUCUACCGAUCCUCCCAUACCUUACAUGAAUAGAGGAAACGAUAACUCAUCUGACUUGCAAAUACUUGACAUUUCUCUUGAGGACCACGAGAUACGAGUAAAUGUUUCAACCACACAAGUCUGCUAUGACUCUUCCGGGGAUAGUGUGUCGAGCAGUUAUGCGGCCCUAUUCCAACUUAUGUUCCCCCUAUCCAGCACUAAGAACAAGCUCACAGCCGUCGGUUGCAACACGUGGGCAUAUUUCCGAGCCCUCAGUUGGAAGUCAUCUUUCGGGUGUACGUCUUGGUGCGGCAAUGUUUCUGAUGUCAGCAACGGGUCGUGUUUGGGGAUUGGUUGCUGUGAGACAAGCAUUCCUAAGAAUUCCUUCGGCUACAAAUCGAAGUUGGGGAUUUCCAAUCAUUCCGAUGUCGUGGAUUUCAAUCCUUGCAUCUCUGCCUUUGUCGCAGAAAGUGAUUCAUACAACUUCUCGGUUGGCGAUCUUAAGCAGCUUAAAUUUAAUAAGUCCACUCUAAUUCUCGAUUGGGCAAUAGGAAAUCAAACAUGCAAGGACGCCAAGAAGAAUGGGACGAGCUACGUGUGCAAAAACAACACCGCUUGCACUGACGCCGAAAAUGGAUCCGGAUACAAGUGUACUUGUUCAGAAGGGUACCGAGGCAAUCCUUACCUUGGUUGUCAUGAUAUUGAUGAAUGUGCGGAUCCAGAGAAUUACUCAUGUCAAGGAAAAUGCCAUAACAUUGACGGGAGUUAUACAUGUACAUGCCCAAAGAAUUAUCAUGGCAAUGGCAAGAAGGGCGGUGGAGAUGGACAAGUGUGCACUGCUAAUUCAUCAUAUUUGAUAGAGAUAUUGGUUGGUGUUGCUGGGGCCAUAAUAGCGUUGCUAUUCAGUAUAGGCUUUCUAUAUUUGGGACACAAGAAAAUGAAGCUCAUUAGGCUGAGAGAACAACACUUCAAGCAAAAUGGGGGUUUGCUUUUGCAGCAACAGUUAGAUGAACAAGACAAAACCACAAAAGUCACCAAAAUCUUUAGCGCUAAAGAGCUAGAGAAGGCCACCAACAAUUAUCAUGAGAGCAGAAUAGUCGGCCGAGGAGGAUAUGGUACCGUUUACAAAGGAUUGUUGCCAAAUGAUUUGGUAAUUGCAAUUAAGAAGUCCAAGCUUGUGGACCGAAGCCAAAUUGAACAGUUUAUCAACGAAGUCAAUGUGCUUUCUCAAAUUAAUCAUCGUAACGUGGUCAAGCUUUUAGGAUGUUGUUUGGAAACAGAGGUACCUUUAUUGGUGUAUGAAUUCGUCAACAAUGGAACUCUUUUCGAUCACAUCCACGACCCAAACAAAUCAUCAAAGUUGUCUUGGAAGAGCCGGUUGAGAAUUGCUACAGAAACUGCCGGAGUCCUCUCUUACUUACACUCCGCAGCUUCCAUUCCCAUUAUCCAUCGAGAUGUCAAGUCGGCAAACAUCCUUUUGGAUAAUAAUUACAUUGCGAAAGUUUCUGACUUUGGAGCUUCAAGAUUAAUCCCACUUGAUCAAACACAAUUAUUUACCAUGGUUCAAGGAACAUGGGGAUACUUGGACCCUGAAUACUUGCACACAAGCCAAUUGACAGAAAAAAGUGAUGUUUAUAGUUUCGGGGUCGUGCUAGUUGAGUUAUUGACAGGGAAAAAGGCACUUUCAUUCGACCGAUCGGAAGAAGAGAGGAGCUUGGCAAUAUACUUUCUUUCAUCACUGGAGAAUGGUAGAUUGUUUCAGAUUGUUGAGGAAGUUAUUGCAAAUGAAGAAAUCAAUGAGCGGGUUAUAGAGGUUGCCAAUCUUGCAAAGAGAUGCUUGGCAAUCAAAGCAGAGGAAAGACCGACUAUGAAGGAAGUAGCAAUUGAAUUGGAGGGACUUAGAACAAUGACUAACCAUCCUAGGGUAAGUAGUACAUAUGUGAAAAGGGAAGAGAUGGUUCAUAUGUUGGAAGAGAAGACCGAUGUGCACAUGGAUAUUAGUGGGACUGUGAACACCGAGUACAUGGAUAGCUUGGAAGACCAUGUCAUGCCAAUAGUCAGUACUGGGAGAUGAGAAUACUUAAGUUACCGAUACUUAUCUAGGUGUAUCGUGAUAGAUGUAUGCGUGUAUUUUAUCUUUAUAAAGGUUUUAUAUAUAACUCAGCGAUAGGAUGUGAAAAUGGUCUCAACCAUCUAUCAUAUGUUGGUGAUGCCUUGGAGAUUUGAGAGCGGGAAAAGUACCAAAAUAGUCUUAAACCUUUUGUAUCGGUGCAGAAUUCAGUCCUAAACUUUUAAUUGGACCAAUUUAGUCCUAAACCUUUUCACAUUGGUACCAAUUCAGUCCAUCCGGCUAAUUUAAGCCGGAAAUUGCUGACGUGGCCAUCGGCGGUCUUAU
Messenger RNA from Eucalyptus grandis, 2610 nucleotides. Its product is annotated as wall-associated receptor kinase 2-like. Gene Ontology annotation, molecular function: protein serine/threonine kinase activity; calcium ion binding; polysaccharide binding. The record is from RefSeq and is a predicted model, not a curated record. NCBI's taxonomy places the organism in Eukaryota, Viridiplantae, Streptophyta, Magnoliopsida, Myrtales, Myrtaceae. Gene Ontology annotation, biological process: cell surface receptor signaling pathway; protein phosphorylation. Gene Ontology annotation, cellular component: plasma membrane.